AUGUCAAAGCAAUCCUUUGAUGACUUUUUAAAGGCGCAGCAGCCUCAGCAACAAUUGAGAACUCCAAGAGCCAAUACAAGAGUAGCGUACAAUGGUCAAUCAUUUGUGCCAAGUUCUUCCGGAAUAAGUACUCCUUCCUCUUAUCCUACUAGUGGUAGCGCAACUCCAAAUGCUGGGUCAUCAACUACUUCAUUGACUUCCUUAAAUACCGCUUUAUCUAAGUUGAAUGUUGAUGAGACUCCUAUCCAACUGUAUUUGAUCGCCAUCCAACAAGCUAGCAAGGUUGGAGAAGUAAAGUCCGAAGUUGAAGGUAUUGUAUCCUUGGUUUCUGACGCUUGGUCUAACACCAAUUCACCAAUUGAAGAAUGGAAGAUCCUUGAGAUUGUCAAAUCCUUCAGUAAGCCAAAGAAUCAACCUUUGGUUAGAGAAGCAUCCCUCAUCAUUGUUCAACAAUUGGCAACUGCAUUUGCUGGUCAAUCACCAAGGGAAGCUCAUUUGUUGCAAUUCAUUCCAUCUGUCUACGACAUGUACACGGACAAGGAUAAAAAUGUUAUCAAGGCAGCUCAACAUGCCAGCGAAAGCUUAUACAGCAUCUUCCCAACUGAAGCUUUGGGUACCGUAUUUAUUGACCACAUCUUAAAAUAUUUAUCAUCAUCAGCCAAAUGGAACUCCAAAUUGGCAGCACUUGCUACUUUCGAUCAUUUAAUCGACGAAGUUCCAGCUGAUCUUUUGGAAUUAAAGUUCGUUAACGUUGUCCCAACCUUAACUGAUUUAGCCACUGAUUUCAAGCCAGAAUUAGCCAAGCAAGGUCUCAAGACCUUGAAAAAGUUUGUCAAAGUUCUUGAUAACUUGGAUUUACAAAACAAAUAUGAUUUAAUCGUUGAAACCUUAGCUGACCCUAAGAAGGUUCCUGAAUGUGUUAAGUCUUUAUCCUCAGUUACUUUCGUUGCUGAAGUUACUGAGCCUGCAUUAUCAUUAUUAGUUCCAAUUUUAGAUAAGUCUUUGAAGAUGUCUUCGUCAUCAAACGAUCAAUUGAGACAAACUGUAACCGUCACUGAAAAUUUGACAAGAUUGGUGAAUAAUAAGAGAGAAAUUGAAAGCUUCAUCCCAACCUUGUUACCGGGUGUUAAGAAGGUUUUCGAAAAUGCUUCGUUACCAGAAGUCAGAGAAUUAGCUGGAAAGGCAUUACAUGUUUUACAAGAAGCUGAUGCUGAACAUUCCGAUGGUAAGUUUCACGGUAGAUUGGCCAAAUCUCAGGCUAGAGCCUUCUACGUCGACAACUUACCAGAAGGUGUUACUUGCACCAUUUCUGGAAUUGAAGACGAUGAAUUAGUUCAAGAUUAUUUAUAUGAAUUACUCACUGCUGAUGCCAAUGUCAACGAUUGGAAGAGAUUAAAUGCCUUCUUAGAAUCUACUAGUGAAAAUAGGGACAUCGCUAAGCAAUAUGCUGAUACAGUUAUUCACAACUUGCGUGCACUUUUCGACCAGGACACUUCUAAGACUUAUGAUGAUGACGAAGAGGGUGCUGUUGAAGUUGUCAAUACUGAUUUCUCUCUUGCGUAUGGUUCAAGAAUGUUACUUAACAAGACUACUCUUCGUCUUUUGAAGGGUCAUCGUUAUGGUCUUUGUGGUAGAAACGGUGCUGGUAAGUCUACUCUUAUGAGAGCCAUUUCAAAGGGUCAAUUAGAAGGUUUCCCAACUCCAGACCAAUUGAAGACUUGUUUUGUAGAACAUAAGAUUCAAGGUGAAGAAGGUGAUAUGGACUUAGUUUCAUUCAUUGCAAGUGAUCCAGAAUUAGAGCAUGUUGAAUCAAGCUCUAUCUACCAAGCCUUAUUAGAUGUUGGUUUCCCACAUGAAAGAACUGAACAAAAUGUUGGUUCGCUUUCCGGUGGUUGGAAGAUGAAGUUAGAGUUGGCCAGAGCUAUGCUUAUGAAGGCUGAUGUCUUACUUUUAGAUGAACCUACUAAUCACUUGGAUGUUGCCAAUGUUAAGUGGUUACAAGAUUAUCUUGUCGAAAAUACUCAUAUCACUUCCUUAAUUGUUUCGCACGAUUCCGGAUUCUUAGAUUCCGUAUGUACUGAUAUUAUCCAUUACGAAAACAAAAAAUUGGCUUACUACAGAGGUAAUUUAUCUGACUUCGUAAAGGUUAAGCCAGAAGGUAAGUCAUACUAUACUUUGACUGACAGUAAUGUUAAGAUGGCUUUCCCACCUCCAGGUAUAUUAACUGGUGUAAAGUCCAAUACCAGAGCUGUUGCCAGAUUAUCUGAUGUUACAUUCACUUACCCAGGUGGUGUUAAGCCUUCUUUAGCUCAUAUUUCAUGCUCCUUAUCAUUAUCUUCAAGAGUAGCUAUUUUAGGACCAAAUGGUGCUGGUAAAUCCACCUUGAUUAAGCUUUUAACUGGUGAAUUAAAUCCACAAGAAGGUAAGGUUGAAAAGCAUCCUAACUUGAGAAUUGGUUAUAUUGCCCAACAUGCUCUUCAACACGUUGAACAACAUAAGGAAAAGACUGCUAAUCAAUAUUUGCAAUGGAGAUAUAGAUUUGGUGAUGAUCGUGAAGUUUUGUUGAAGGAAAGUAGAAAGAUUUCUGACGACGAAAAAGAACAAAUGGCCAAGGAGAUCGAUGUUGAUGAUGGAAGAGGAAAGAGAAUUAUCGAAGCUAUUGUUGGUAGACAAAAGUUGAAGAAGAGUUUCCAAUAUGAAGUUAAAUGGAAGAAUUGGUUACCAAAGUACAACUCUUGGGUCUCCAAGGAAAUCUUAGCUGAACACGGAUUUCAUAAGCUUAUGCAAAGAUUUGAUGAUCAUGAAUCUUCCAGAGAAGGUUUAGGUUACCGUGAUUUGACUCCUAAGGUUAUUAGAAAGCAUUUCGAAGACGUUGGAUUAGAUGGUGACAUUGCUGAUCACACCCCAAUGGGAUCAUUAUCUGGUGGUCAAUUAGUUAAGGUUGUCAUUGCUGGUGCCAUGUGGAACAACCCACAUCUUUUAGUUUUGGAUGAACCUACCAAUUAUUUGGAUAGAGAUUCUCUUGGAGGUUUGGCUGUUGCCAUUAGAGAUUGGACUGGAGGUGUUGUGAUGAUUUCACAUAACAAUGAAUUCGUCGGUGCUUUAUGUCCUGAACAAUGGCAUGUUGAAAACGGUCAAGUUGUUCAAACUGGUACCGUUUCCGUCGAUUCCAAGCGUUUUGAAGAUUCCAAGGAUGAUACUCCACAACCAGAAAGUGGUGCUGAAACUCCUGAUGCUCCUUCGCCAUCUCCAUCUCCUGUGCCUAAGAAGAGAGCCGAUGAUGACGAUUCUCCGGCUAACAUCAAGGUCAGGACUAGAAAGAAGAAGAUGACUAGAAACGAUAAAAAGUUACAAGUGGAAAGAAGAAGAUUGAGAUAUAUAGAAUGGUUGAAUACUCCAAAGGGUACUCCAAGACCAGCCGAUACUGAUGAUGAAGAUGAGUAG
Messenger RNA from Dujonia railenensis, 3444 nucleotides. NCBI's taxonomy places the organism in Eukaryota, Fungi, Ascomycota, Pichiomycetes, Serinales, Debaryomycetaceae. The record is from the annotation of a GenBank genome assembly.